Molecule: messenger RNA, 2328 nt
Organism: Penaeus indicus
Lineage: Eukaryota; Metazoa; Arthropoda; Malacostraca; Decapoda; Penaeidae
Product: alpha-tocopherol transfer protein-like
Exons: 7
Coding region: 258-1196 (312 amino acids)
Cellular component (GO): membrane
Molecular function (GO): phosphatidylinositol bisphosphate binding
Source: RefSeq, a predicted model, not a curated record
UCUUGUAAUCAGCUCGUUAUCUCGUGAUAAGGCGACCCUCCUCGUUCGACCGCAAGUGGUAUAUCUCUCUCCCCAGCGUGCAGCGCCGGCUCCUAGCACAGUCUGUCACCGCAGUCGUUAUAUUCUAGUACGCUGUCUUUUUACAAAUUUCACGGUUCCUUCUAGUUCUUGUUGUUUAAAAUCUCAGUCAACACAGAAGUGCUGAGGGAAGGAAGACACGUUUUAGGAGCGUACAACAUUUCCGCGUGCAGACGACCAUGCCUGAAGCGGAGGAAAUUUGCACGCUCUCCCCUGAGUUGCAGCGCCUUGCAAGGGAGGAGCUGAACGAGGACCCGAAGCGGCGCGAAAAGGACAUCCAGGCGGUGCGGGAGUGGCUCCUGAAGCAGCCCCACCUCAAUGCUCGCACGGACCGACAACUGAUCCUGCGGUACCUCCGAGGAUGCAAGUUCUCCCUAGAGCGGACGAAAGCCAAGCUGGACAUGUACUACACGUGCAAGGGCGCCCUCCCGGACAUGUUCAAGGGAAGAGAUCCUCAAAACCCGAAACUCAGGAGCAUCAUCAAGCUAGGGCUGAUGUUCCCGCUGCCGGGCUACGACUCCGACGGCCGGAAGAUCAUCUUCGGACGGCUGGGCGCUUGGGAUCCCUCAAAACAUAAGCCUGAGGACCUCUUCAAGGCGGCCGGCAUGCUCUUCGACGUGAUGUUCCUCGAGGACGAGCAGAUGACGGUCACGGGCAUCGUCCAGGCCAACGACAUGACGGGACUCACGCUCAAACACGUGGCCGCACUCCCGCUGCCCCUCAUCAAGCGGGUCUCGACCACCUGGCAGGAAGGUUACCCGUUCCGACCCAAGGGUGUUCACUACAUCAACACCCCGCAGGCAUUCGAUGCUCUGUUCAACCUCUUUAAGCCUUUGAUGCGUGAGAAAAUGAAGAAGAGAAUCCACAUGCACGGCAGCAACAUUGACGGAAUGUGCAAGUUCUUCCCGCGUGAGAUGCUGCCGUCGGAAUACGGGGGGUCGGCGGGAACCAUCCAGGAAAUUGCAGACCUGUGGCUUCGGAAGAUGGACGAGCACCGCGCCUGGUUCCUGGAGGACGAGAAGCACACGGCGGAUGAGUCGAGACGCCCCGGCAAGCCCAAGACGACGGCUGAUCUCUUCGGCACCGAGGGCUCCUUCAGGAAACUCGACUUUGACUGAAAUCCUCGUCGGUUCCCUAAGUUAACUUAUUGUAAUCUCUCCAUGCAGAGCGCUGUCCCGUGUGUGUGUGCGUUUUUGUGUAUAAUAUGUAUACGUGGGGUAAAUGUGUAUACAUGUGUGUAUGUGUGUAUCCGUGAGCAUCCAUGUGUACGUACGUAUGUGUGUUUACAAACGUGUGUAAGGGUAGGGGUUAAGAGGGAAGUGCAGAGUGUGUGGGUGUUAACUGAAUGGGCACGGAGAUGGGAGGAGGGAUAGGGAGAGAUGAAACAGAUUGGGGAAAGAAUGACAGAGAGAGAUGAAUAUGAAAGAAGAGUGAGAGAAAAUGCCAGUGGGGGUGAAAAUGACUGAGGGGGUGAGAGUGAGGAGAAAGUGUUAGGAUAGCAGAGGGAUUAAGAGCGGUAGUGAGUGAGUGAGUGAGUGAGUGUGUGUGUGUGUGUGUGUGUGUGUGUGUGUGUGUGUGUGUGUGUGUGUGUGUGUGUGUGUGUGUGUGUGUGUGAGAGAGAGAGAGAGAGAGAGAGAGAGAGAGAGAGAGAGAGAGAGAGAGAGAGAGAGAGAGAGAGAGAGAGAGAAAUACAAAAAGUAUCAUAUCUAUCAGGAUUUGCGGCAACAGAACAACAUAAAAAGGACUUGUUUUCGUGGAACGUUAGCACCGAAAACACCGUCCUUAAGCUCUCUAUUACAAUUACAACUGAUAUAUUAAUCGGUUAAGUUGCACAAUUAUUUUGGAUAUAGACCUGUGUUUAAUGUAGUUUUAAACAAACUUUUGUUCAAUUUACAUUUCCAUUCUGUUACUUUAUGAAUUGAUAUUAUAACAUUCAAGAUUGUAUAUUUCAAAUGAACAGGUUAUGAUAUAACUCAACAGUAAAGUUUUGACGUAUCGAAUAAACUGAUUAUCUUAUAAUACAAUAGCCACGUCGAAUGUUAUAUCAAUAGCUUAUGUUUUAACAUUUAACUUCGAACUGCUGUUUCGAGGCGCAUGGCUUUUGUCAGCUGUUUUCUUCUGUAUCUCCAAGUUUAGUUUAAUCAUUAAUAUUUAUGUAAUCUAUGUAUGUAACUUGUAAUGCAUGCGGAUGUGUAAGAAGUGUGAUCUUUGUAAAUCUCUGUAUUUUUCAAUAUAUAACAUUAUGCAGUA